GAAAUAAUAAGUCAAAUGAAACUCCCAGUCUCCCAGUACAUUUGGCCCGCUGAUCGUUGUCUUUCAUUUCUUUUCGUUCGUUUCAGUCCGAGGUUACCUAAUGUUCGGACGCGAAGUAAACAAGAGAACAUGUCGCUUGCCUCAAAAGUAACUCUUGGAGCUUCAUGUGUGGCUACAGCUGCCAUUGUAGGUUAUGUUCACAUAAAACAGAAUAUUGAUAGAGAGAAGCUCCAUGAAGGUGUCAUAAAAGACGUUGAAAGGCAACAGCGAAGAAAAGCAGAGAAUUUGUACGUGUUGCAACAACAAUCAGAUCUCACAAAACAAUUGAGAAGAGAGCAAAUGGAAGCAGAAAAACAAGGUUCAAGUACUUGAUACUACUUUUAUUUAACCAUGUUGUGUGUACAUAGUUUAAUAGAUAAUAAAUUUUAAUAA
Messenger RNA from Penaeus vannamei (Pacific white shrimp), 432 nucleotides. Its product is annotated as protein PET117 homolog, mitochondrial. Lineage: Eukaryota; Metazoa; Arthropoda; Malacostraca; Decapoda; Penaeidae. Gene Ontology annotation, cellular component: mitochondrion. Gene Ontology annotation, biological process: mitochondrial respiratory chain complex IV assembly. The record is from RefSeq and is a predicted model, not a curated record.